This is a messenger RNA of Funneliformis mosseae, 153 nucleotides long. The record is from the annotation of a GenBank genome assembly. NCBI's taxonomy places the organism in Eukaryota, Fungi, Glomeromycota, Glomeromycetes, Glomerales, Glomeraceae.
AUGAAUAAAGAAAAAUACAAGUUAUUCCAGGAUGAUUUUAAGGAAGAUUGUAAAACUAUAAUGAAUAAAGUAGGAUUUUACAGCGAUGAAAAUUUUAAAACAGAUGAUGAACUCACUAAAGAAGAAAUUGAAGACUGUAUUUGGCCUAAAUAA